AUGGUUAGAACCAGAGGAUUAGGUCGUGCCUUAGGUCACAUUACUGACAGAGGUGUGGGCAGAGGAGAUCGUGAUGAUUCCGAUGAUGCUCCGCAGCGUCGACGACCUACCGCAUCCGCACGGAGGCAGCGAGUACCUGUGAUUGCUACGCACGAUGAGUCAGUGGUCCCUGCGCCAGAUGUAGAUGCUGACAUAUUUCUGGAUGACUCAAUGGCACCAGCAGAUGUAGAGGACAUUGUGGCAGACAUUCUUGCGAACACAGGCGCACAUGUUGCUGAGGAUGAGCAUGAGGGAUUUCUGGGUGGUUCGAGCGACCCAUCCGUGCUGACCCAGUAUACGGAUCACGUUGCUUGCAGCAUAUGGACGAGGAAGGAACGUCUUGAGUUGAAGUUAUUCUCUCACGGGAGGAAGGUCCAUAGUUUAGGCAGGCCUGUCCCUGCCAUUGAGGGACUAGUUGUUGGGACACGACUAAGUCCUCUGAUCGCGUGUUCGGUAGACACUGGCGAUCGGGGACUUUUGUCCUCGUUUGUUAAGCGGUGGCACCGGGAGACGUCUAGUUUCCAUCUCCUUGUGGGAGAGCUCACGAUCACACUAGACAACGUCUCCUCGCUUCUGCAUCUGCUCGUGGUUGGCGACUUGCACGCCUUUCAGCCCUUGCACGUGGAUGAUGCAAUUCAGAUGCUGGUGGACUUAUUGAUGGUCUCUACAGAGGCUGUCAGGGCUAAGACAAGGCAGUGUCGUGGACCAUACAUAUACGAGCGCCGAUGCCAGGCCCUUCGUGACCUCAGUCAGACUGGGAGGUACGCCUGGGGAGUGGCUGCUCUGGUGCAUAUGUACGACCAGCUGAACGAUGCCUCUAUCAGCAGCAACCGACAGCUUGGCGGUUACAUCACACUGCUGCAGUGCUGGAUUUACGAGCACUUUCCCUCAAUCGCGGAGUCCACUACUGAUCAGGACUACGACGAGGAUUCCCCGCGUGCCUGUAGGUGGAAUGCGACAAAGAAGACCGUGAAGAGCAUACGUACACCGGCGUAUAGGGAGCGCCUGGACCGACUCCGGAUUCUGGAUGUCUAUUGGAUCUCGUAUGGGGAGCACCGACCGGUCCGGGACUUCCAUUUGAUUUCAUGCUAUUCUGGUCUCCUGCGCUGGGGACCUGUUGUUGUUUAUUACCGACCAGAGAGGGUCGUGCGGGAGUUUGGAUACACCCAAACCAUUCCUGCUCCGCCUAUCGAUUCAUGGGUGUCGUAUGAUGAUAUACACGAUAGGUGGAUGCACUACUUGGAUCAUAUGGUUCCAACAGGUGAGGUGUGCGUUGUGUCAAGUCAGUGUGCCAGCGACUACAUGGACUGGUUCUUCUGCAUUUCCCAUCCUUUCAUGACACCAUGCCACGCAUUAGAUCCUCUGCCAGAUGGUCAUGCCCUGCAGCCCCGAGUCGUCCCUCAGGCCCUACAGAUAGAUAUCCCUCACGUGCUAGAGCCAAGAACACCGUCGACAUCUACGAGGCCUGCUGUGGAGGAGCCUAGACAUGCAGUGGACGUUUGCCAUGGAAUUGCUGAGAGGUUGGAGCGUCAUCUGAGCCUAGGGGUGGUCAUGCCAGGCUCAUUGACACAUGAGGUGAUCGAAGAAUGCCUCAUGAUGGCCAGGAGUGUCACACAGGACCAGCUAGUAUAUGUUAGGUCUCGACGCAGGCGGCGCACGGAUCAAGCGUAG
Messenger RNA from Glycine soja, 1710 nucleotides. Its product is annotated as protein MAIN-LIKE 1-like. The coding region runs from base 1 to 1710 and encodes 569 amino acids. Gene Ontology annotation, biological process: meristem development; meristem maintenance. The record is from RefSeq and is a predicted model, not a curated record. The transcript is spliced from 5 exons. Lineage: Eukaryota; Viridiplantae; Streptophyta; Magnoliopsida; Fabales; Fabaceae.